UUAAAUACCUGAGUGUGCCGAGGCAUCAGACCUUUUGCCAGACCAAGCCCUUGGAGUCUGGUACCACGGACACACUCCCAGCCUGGACCUCAAACCCUUACUUGGGCCCAAAUCCUGAGCCUCUGGCACUGCCCUAUCCACAUCUCAGCCCACUACCUCGGAGCAAUGGGACAGCCCCGGGCCCUACUGGCUGCGCUCUGGGCUCUGGGCGCUGCCGGGGCAGCAGCGCUGCGCAUUGGAGCCUUCAAUAUCCAAAGUUUCGGUGACAGCAAAGUGUUGGACUCAGACUGUGGCAGCGUCAUCGCACAAAUCUUGGCAGGCUAUGACAUCACGCUCGUGCAGGAGGUGCGAGACCCGGACCUGAGCGCAGUGUCCGCGCUUAUGGAGCAGAUCAACAGCGUGUCUAGGUACCAGUACAGCUACGUGAGCAGUGAGCCCCUGGGGCGGGAUCAGUACAAGGAAAUGUACCUGUUCGUUUACAGGAAGGACGCGGUGUCGGUUGUGGACACGUACCAGUACCCGGACCCGGAGGACACCUUUAGUCGGGAACCUUUCGUGGUCAAAUUUUCAGCUCCCAGCUCCGCUGCCAAGGAGUUUGUGCUGGUUCCGCUGCACGCUGCGCCUCACCACGCAGUAGCGGAGAUCGAUGCUCUCUACGACGUGUACCUGGACAUUAUUGACAAGUGGGGCACCGACGACAUGCUGUUUCUGGGCGACUUCAACGCGGACUGCAGCUACGUGAAGGAGCAGGACUGGGCGGAUAUCCGCCUGCGCAGCAGCGAAGUGUUCAAGUGGCUCAUCCCGGACAGUGCGGACACCACAGUGGGCAACUCGGACUGCGCCUACGACCGCAUCGUUGUCUGUGGUGCUCACCUGCGCAGGAGUCUGAAGCCCCAGUCGGCCACGGUGCACAACUUCCAGGAGGUAUUUGGCCUGGACCAGACUCAGGCCCUUGCCAUCAGUGACCAUUUUCCUGUGGAGGUGACCCUCAAGUCCCACUGACAGCUCCGAGGACUGGCCAGGGCAUGCUGCCUGCAGACUGGCUAUGAGGACCAGCUCCACAGGGCUCCUUCAAGGUGGCUGGCUUGCCCUCAGCAAGGCUGCAGGGCAGGGUGAACUGGGCCUGGACAGGUGGCCAUUGACAUGUUACUGGGACACUGAGCCUAUCCUCCAUCUGUAAAUGGCCUACCACUACCUACCUCACAGGGGUGUGAGGAGCAACCCGGAGCACUGGGUGUGGCUCUGCUCAAUAAACAAGAGUGCUCAGCUAGGACCACAAACAGGUCAGCUUAGAGGCCUCCGUGUCUUCUUAGGAUUGUUUUCCUGCAGCACAAACCUGGUCCUGCAGCCCAGCAGGUUCGUUAGGGCAGCGGUUGCCAACCUAUUGGACCUCACGGACCACCGGCUGGCGACCGCUGCUUUAGGGGACAGGCAGUCUGGCCUGCCCAUUUCACAUCCUGCUGGAAACUACCACCUUCCUGGGUAGGUUCUCCUCAGGAGCCCUGGGCUGGGCAAGGACUUGUCCAGGACAAUGGCCUGUAUCCCAGGUAAACCCAUCACCUGAGGAUCAGGAACAAGCAGAGCUGGAGUACACAGCAUAACUGACAGGGCCUGAUGAGCUUUCUGGUUUUUGGCAGGAUUUGGUAACUGUCCUGAAUUGUACGGUGGCAGGAAAAGCCUUUUUGUCAAAAGUUUGAACAGGUUUUUCUUGGCGUCUUUUUAAAUUAAGAUCUAGGACACUUGCAACAUAGAAUGCCUCUCAAAUAAUGCCUCCCUUGACCAUCUAAAUGAACAAAUGUGGUAGCCAACGGGUUUUUCUCUGGGGGUGAAAGAGAGCGGAGGUAUCUUGUGUGGAUCAUCAGGGCCCAUGACUCCCUUAUGCUUCUAGCAAUCAGGCAGCCGAGAGGCCAGGGACAGGACAGCCUGAGAACUUAGUGACAAUUCUUCUUCUUUUUUUAACACUCAACUGAGGAUAUUUUUCCCAUUAAUUUUUAGAGAGGGUGGAAAGGAGGGAGGAGGGGCGAGAGAAACCUUGAUGUGUCCCACAUUGAUCCGUUGACCCUUUGGUGUACGGGCCAACGCUCUAACCACUGAAACACACUUGCCAGGGCUUUAGUCACAAUUCUUUGGAAAGGAGGAACUCAGUGGUGACACUGCCCAGGUCCAGAAUAGGUCCACCUGCCAGUUCAUAAUCCCCAAAUCCAGAUACUGCCUGCCAACCCCACUCUGCCCACCUGCUAGGCAGAAAAUGCACUCAU
This is a messenger RNA of Eptesicus fuscus (big brown bat), 2258 nucleotides long. RefSeq names its product deoxyribonuclease 1 like 2 (gene DNASE1L2). Gene Ontology annotation, cellular component: nucleus. Lineage: Eukaryota; Metazoa; Chordata; Mammalia; Chiroptera; Vespertilionidae. Gene Ontology annotation, biological process: DNA catabolic process. Gene Ontology annotation, molecular function: DNA nuclease activity. The transcript has 8 exons. The record is from RefSeq and is a predicted model, not a curated record. Bases 166 to 1002 code for a protein of 278 amino acids.